Molecule: messenger RNA, 1431 nt
Organism: Emiliania huxleyi CCMP1516
Lineage: Eukaryota; Haptophyta; Isochrysidales; Noelaerhabdaceae
Exons: 4
Coding region: 403-1026 (207 amino acids)
Source: RefSeq, a predicted model, not a curated record
CGGGGCAGCCGGCGCCCUGCCUCCGCUCGCCUCCCUCGUUUGCCUCUCGCCUCGCCCGGCGCCCGGCGCGACGCGGCGCGAGAUGAGAGCUGCCAGCGCGCGUCCCCGGCCGCGCCUCGCCCCACAACCACCUCUGCAGCGAGCCCGUGCACGGCUGCACGCCAUGCUGCGACCGCCGCGCGAGCGGCUCGCUCCGCGAGCGACGCGAAUCUGGCACAAUCAUAUCGCGGUCGGAGCGCUCCUGAGUGCGCGGCCGCGGGUCGCCUCCAUGCCUACUGCCUCCCCGCGCCCCCCAAAACGAGCCCGCGCCCUGCUCGUCCCAUUUUAUGCUGCUGACGCUCGCUCGCCGCCGCUGCGCCCUCGCAGAUCAAAACAACGUGCGGCCCUUUUGCAUCCCUCUCGAUGUGCACCAACAAGCCUAAGGUCAUCGCCAUCGUGCAACUCGUGCUCGUGUCCCUCGCGCUCAUCCUCUCCAUCAUCGCCCUUGUCGGCGGCGUCACGGACGAUUACGACACCCUCAAAAACACGUACUGGCUCGGCGCCAUGGACGUGGAAACCCCGUACUACGACUACGACCUGUACAGCGACCUCCUAUGGGAUGUGUACUUCGGCUGGCGAAGCGCCUGCCAAAAGAGGGUAGGCGGAGUAUUUGCUGUUUGCGACGAUUUGGAGUGGGACAAGGAGGACGCGGCGACAGCCAUGGGCGUCCUCGCCGCCCUCUUCUCGAUCGGCUCUGUUGUCCUCGGUGCCGUCAAGCUGUGCAAGCCCAACAAGCUCGUCAACAUCAUCGGAUGCGUCGUUGCCUUCCUCGCAAUCAUCUUCACCAUCGCCUGCUUCGCGAUGUGGGCUGACGAAUUUAAACUGAAGUACUCUGACGACUUGGCCCACUACGGCCCGGGCUUUGGCGCGUGCGUCUCCAGCUUCGGCUUCCAGCUCAUCGCUCUCGUCCUGGGCGUCGUCUCGCUGGCCGCGGCGAAACCCGCGGCCUCGCCCGCGGCGGGAGCGCCCGAGAUCGCGAUCGCGUGAAGUAGCGGAAUCGAUCGGGAACGGGGCUCCAGCGCGCGCGGUCUUCCGCGCGCACGCGUCGCGACCCCCACGACCCGCUUUACGCGGCUUCGUUCACGAGCAAUUGAGGCCGAACGAAGAGAAGCCAGAGGUUCCCUGCACGUCACCGAAUGGUCGACCACGCCCCGCGGUUUUGCGUCCCUAGAUGGAGCACGAGCCAUGUCGCAUGUGCAUGAUCUUGCAUGUCCCAUGUCGGGCGCAGCUGCAAUGUGCAGCGCGUAUACUGUAGCCUUAUAUUAUAAGGGGAUGUUGUAAUCUGUAAUCUGCUAAUCUCAAACUUUGCGGUACUACGUAAGACGUAAGAGGCGCGGAGGUGCUAUCUCGGUAUCUGCUAAGCCGUGAAUAAAUAAAAAAAUAAAACGCUGU